This is a messenger RNA of Papaver somniferum (opium poppy), 963 nucleotides long. RefSeq lists its product as uncharacterized. The transcript has 3 exons. Lineage: Eukaryota; Viridiplantae; Streptophyta; Magnoliopsida; Ranunculales; Papaveraceae. The record is from RefSeq and is a predicted model, not a curated record. Gene Ontology annotation, molecular function: zinc ion binding. The coding region runs from base 1 to 963 and encodes 320 amino acids.
AUGUAUGGUGGAACAGUUUUGUCUGCUACCUCUGUGGAUGCUAACAAUGGCAUGUAUCCUAUUGCCAUUUACAUCUGCAGGGAGGGAAGAAUGAAAGAAUGGGAAAAAUUUCUGGCUAUCAUCCCUCCGCUCCUGAAGGACACCAAAAGGGCAAUUACAUUUUUCACGACUUCUCGAAUGGUGAGACAUUGGAAUCUCAAAUCUAUCAGUUAUGUAUAUGUUUUUGAUGCGUCUAAUGUGCUCGAAUGCUGUCCUUACAGAAUCUCAGAAAAAGCAUUAGAUGCAGCAAAGUCUUACAACCGUGUUUACCACGAGUGGAAUCUAAUAAAUUUGUCAGAGCUUCAAAGGCGUUGGGUUGAAGCGUGUGGGAAAUCAAGUUGGGCUAGGCACUCGUAUGACCUUUCUGCCCGUUGUCCGCAAAUGGUAAACAUCUUCAGCAAGGCGUUUAAUCUGUGGAUAACUGAGCUCAAGUGUUUGCCCAUAUGCCAGUUCAUAAUGGGUUUUGAAGCUAAGCUUAUUCAGCUGUUUUUGACAAGGCGAAGGAAUGGAAGACUGUGGAAGGAUGAACGCAUCGUUCCGAGAGCAAGUGCAAAAUUAGGGGAUCAAAUCCUUCAUAAAAGAUUGUAUCAUGCAUCAUCACGUCCAGUUUGGCGCAACAACUUCAUCAAUUUGGUGACGAAUAUAUGCAACAAGCCAAGUAGGAAUGUUAAUUUGUUACUGAGAACGUGCGACUACGGCAAGUGGCAGAUAUCAGGUGUACCUUGUGUGCAUGAUGUGGCAGUUAUUGCUCAACAUAGACAUAGACCACCAUUCUAUGAAAAAUAUGUUGACGAGUAUUUCAUUGUCGGAAAGUACAUGGCGUCUUAUGCCGGCAUUAUUUACCAAACUCCCGGCAUGACCGAAUCGCUGCAGGUAGCCGGUAUCAACCCACCACCAUUAAAGAACAUUAUCCAUCUUUCCUAG